Molecule: messenger RNA, 1209 nt
Organism: Macadamia integrifolia
Lineage: Eukaryota; Viridiplantae; Streptophyta; Magnoliopsida; Proteales; Proteaceae
Product: 39S ribosomal protein L22, mitochondrial-like
Exons: 8
Coding region: 161-973 (270 amino acids)
Biological process (GO): ribosome assembly; translation
Cellular component (GO): ribosome; mitochondrial large ribosomal subunit
Molecular function (GO): structural constituent of ribosome
Source: RefSeq, a predicted model, not a curated record
UUCUCUCUCCUUCUCUGGAAUCGUCGGAGUAACAAGGGCAUCAGGUGUAGUUGCAGAUUACAGAGGGCUCUCUCGCAUGAGGCUACAUGAUUCGCCUCAGGUGAACUGACCCUGCUUUGAUAGGCUUGUUGAUAGAGGAUUUCACUAAGCUUCUGUAGUCAUGAUGAGGUGGCAGAAGCAUUUACAGUCUAUACUUUGUCAUGUUGGCAGAAGAGAGGCCCAAAUUGAGAGUGCAUCCUUGAAUUUAUCUAGUGCUCGUAAAAUUUCCUCUUAUUUACUAGGUGAAUUUCCACAUCAACCGAGCACACUACCAUACACAAAUAUUCCAAGACCUCUGCAUCAAUAUUUACAACAGUUGGGCAUCUCGAGUUCAAGGAAAUUACUUGCAGAUUCAUCAUCUGAUAUAACACCCAUUUCUUCUCCAUUGAUACCCAUUUCAGCACCAAACAGUGGAAAAACUGAAACCCAGGCUGUUGUGUCUAAGCCUGCAAAAGUUCAAGCAGUUUUAAAGGGCAUUAAACAGAGCCCCAAGAAGGUCAAUUUGGUGGCUGCAUUGGUUCGUGGCAUGCGUGUUGAAGAUGCAUUGUUGCAGUUGCAAGUAACAAUAAAACGUGCUGUGAAGACUGUCUAUCAGGUUAUUCACUCAGCCCGUGCAAAUGCAACCCAUAAUCAUGGGUUGGAUCCAGAUCGUCUUCUCGUUGCGGAGGCAUUUGUCGGGAAGGGAUUCUUUAAAAAGAGAGUGUCAUACCAUUCAAAAGGGCGAUCUGGAAUUAAAGUCAGACCAGAGUGUAGGUUGACGGUGGUAGUGAGGGAGAUGACCCCCGAAGAGGAGGCUGAGAUAGCCAGACUGAGAGUCAGCAAUUUCCGCAAACUCUCGAAGAGGGAAAGUCGGCUUGUACCACAUAAACUUAUUGAGACCACUCCAAUAUGGAACCGCAAAAGCAAAGCUUGUAAACCAAGUGUUGUGGCUUGAGCAGGGGUUCCCUUUCUGAGUUUUAUGCCAGUGUAGAAAAAUAAUCUCUAAAGGCUGCUGAGUUUGGAGAGGCAUUCCUUUUGACUAGAGAAAGUUCUUGCCAAAAAUAUUAAACUGGCUUUUGGUAGAUGGAACUAGGGUCUUCUUUUUUGUGGAUAAUUGUCUAAGAAGGUAUAUUGAAUGUUACAGUUAAUUUUGAUAUUUUUUGCGAAGGUAAGUGAUUUUAUUGACAAUUA